Molecule: messenger RNA, 3266 nt
Organism: Betta splendens (Siamese fighting fish)
Lineage: Eukaryota; Metazoa; Chordata; Actinopteri; Anabantiformes; Osphronemidae
Gene: unc45b
Product: unc-45 myosin chaperone B
Exons: 20
Coding region: 108-2900 (930 amino acids)
Molecular function (GO): Hsp90 protein binding
Source: RefSeq, a predicted model, not a curated record
GGAAGGUUCCACAAGUUUGCAACAGCCACAUCCAGAACUUCCUCAGAAGAGACAGACCGGAACGGAUCUCAGAAGAAAAUCAAGCAGGACACAGCACAAUUUUAAAGAUGGGAGACCCAGUUCAGUUAAAAGACGAAGGAAACAAACACUUCCAGGCUGGAGAUAUUGACAAAGCCAUUGAGUGCUACACAAAAGCCAUCAAAGAGUGCAAGGACAAAAAGGUGUUGGCCGUCAUACACAGGAAUAGAUCUGCAUGUUACCUAAAAAAGGAAAACUACACCAGUGCAGCCACUGAUGCGUCUAAAGCAAUCGAUUUUGAUGCAGCGGACAUUAAAGCCUUGUACCGACGCUGCCAGGCUUUGGAGAAGCUGGGGAAACUGGACAUGGCGUUCAAGGAUGUGCAAAGAUGCGCCACCCUUGAGCCAAAGAACAAGACCUUUUUGGAGACUCUCCGCAGGCUGGGUGCAGACAUCCAGGCCAAGCUCAAAACAACAUUCUCCACAGAUUCCAGAGUCCAGAACAUGUUUGACAUUCUUCUCAAUGAAGAAAUGGAGACAGACAAGAGGGAAAAAGCUGCCAACAACCUGAUCGUGCUGUCAAGAGAAGAUGCCGGGGCGGAGAGAAUCUUCCAGAAUAACGGAGUGCCACUGUUGCUGAACAUGAUAGACACAGGAAAGCCUGAGAUGAUCUUGGCUGCUAUUCGUACUCUGUCAGGAAUGUGCACAGGACACAAAGCUCGGGCCAUGGCCAUUGUUCACUUGGUGGGCGUUGAUAAGAUGUGCAGCAUCAUGGCUGUUGACAACGAGGAAAUUGCACUGGCAGCCUGCAACCUCUUCCAGUGCAUCAAUGACUCCCUUACUGGUGGAGAUUCAAGGGAUUAUGGGAAAGAAGAGGCCUUGGUUUUGGACGCAGCUAAAGACUUGAAGACAAUUCUUCUCUCGCUGCUGGAGAUGGUUGCCAAUAAGAAGGUGUCUGGCCACGGCAGAGACCAGGCACUGAACCUCUUGACCAAAAAUGUACCUCGCAGAGACAAGAAGGAGAAAAACAACAGCCGCACUCUCUUCACUAUUGAUCAUGGUCUGAAGAAGAUCCUCAAGGUGUGCGGUCAGGUUCCCGAACUUCCCGACCAGCUGCCCUUGACAGAGAACACGCAGCUGAUUGCCAGUGUGCUCCUCAACCGGCUUUAUGAGGAUCUCACAUGUGACCCAGAAAGAAACAACUUUAGGGAUGUUUGUGAUGAAUAUAUCAAAUCCAAAAUUGACCCCAACAACAUGGACAAGACCCUCCACGCUAUCAACGUAAUUUCAGGGCUGCUUCAAGGUCCUUUUGAUGUCGGUAACGCCCUGGUUGGGCAUCAAGGCAUCAUGGAAAUGAUGGUGGCGUUGUGUGGCUCCGAGCGCGAGGUGGACCAGAUGGUUGCCGUGGAGGCGUUGAUCCAUUCCUCCACCAAGAUGAGCCGCGCCUCCUUCAUCAUUACCAACGGCGUGUCGCUGCUCAAGGACAUUUACAAGAAGACCAAGAAUGAGAAGAUCAAAAUACGUGCACUGGUGGGCCUGUGUAAACUGGGGUCAGCUGGAGGUGAUGACUACAGUUUGAGGCAGUUUGCAGAGGGCUCCACAGAGAAGUUGGCCAAGCAGUGCAGAAAGUGGCUCUGCAAUCCCCAGAUUGAUACCAAGACAAAGAAGUGGGCUGUUGAAGGCCUUGCCUAUCUGACUAAUGAUGCCGAUGUGAAAGAUGACUUUGUUGAGGAUGAGCCUGCUCUAAAAGCCAUGUUUGAAUUGGCCAAGUCCAGGGAUAAGACCAUCUUAUAUGCAGUAGCCUGCACUCUGAUUAACUGCACCAACUGCUACGAUAAGAAGGAGAUCAUCCCCGAACUGGUACAACUUGCCAAGUUCUCCAAGCAGCAUGUGCCCGAGCAACACCCCAAGGACAAGAAGGACUUCAUCGAGAGGCGAGUGAAGCGGCUGCUGAAGGCCGGAGUCACGUCAGCUCUUGCGGUCAUGGUCAAAGCGGACAGCUCCAUAAUGACCGACCAGACCAAGGAAAUGCUGGCGAGGGUUUUCUUGGCACUUUCAGAGGACUCCAAAGAUCGGGGUACAAUUGUAGCCCAAGGUGGUGGUAAGGCACUGAUUCCACUGGCUCUGGAAGGCACGGAUGUUGGGAAGGUGAAGGCGAGCCACGCACUCGCCAAAAUCGCAGCAGCUUCCAGCCCAGAAAUCGCAUUUCCUGGUGAAAGGAUGUACGAGGUGAUUCGUCCUUUAGUCAACCUCCUUCACACGGACAGAGACGGAAUACAGAACUAUGAAGCUCUGAGAGGCCUCACCAACCUGGCUGGUUUCAAUGAAAAACUAAGAGUAAAGAUUGUUAAAGAGAACGCGCUGCCCGAUAUUGAAAAUUACAUGUUUGAAGAGCACGACCAGAUCAGACAGGCUGCUACUGAAUGCAUGUGCAACCUUGUGACGUGUAAAGAGGUCCAAGACCGUUACCUGGAGGACGGCAACGACAGGUUGAAGCUGCUGGUUCUGCUGUGCGGCGAGGACGACGACAAACUCCAGAUCGCUGCCGGUGGAGCUCUGGCCAUGAUCACUGCGGCCCAGAAGAAGCUCUGCACCAAACUGACCCAAGUGACUCCCCAGUGGCUGGAGAUCCUGCAGAGGCUGUGUCUCCACACGAACCCCAUGAUUCAGCACCGUGGCAUCGUGAUCGUCUUCAACAUGCUCAACUCUGACAACGGCGAGCUGGCCAAGAAGCUGAUCGAGAGCGAGAUGCUGGAAAUCCUCUCUGUGAUCGGCAAAGCUGAGGACAACCCCAAGAGGCAGGAGGUCAUCGACGCAGGGCGCGCCUGCCUGGUCAGAGCCAUGGAGCUUGGCCUCAUCAAACCCUUCAGCAGCCCGUCCUGAAACGCUGGAAACAAGCCAGGCAGCAGCAACAAAACCAUUCUUAAUAUAUUUUGAUAAACAGAGCCUGUUUAAACAUGUUUUUUUCACAGCAAAUAUAUCAAAGGUCUGAAUAACGUGACUAAAACAUUUGAAACGUAGGUUCCUACAAAACAAAGCUUUUUAAACUACAUUUUUCUACAUGUGGGUUUGGGGCCUGGGUAUAGAAAUUAAUGUGCAUAGGGGGGUUUCCUGAGAGUGUGUUUAAAACAUUUAUUAAUUCUGUUAACUGCGACUCAGUAAAUGGUAUUAUUUUUUCUUUAUACCGAAUUCUAUUGUUUGGCAUAAAUACUGUUAGAUGAAAAUAAUAAAUAAAAAGCUGAAAUAGAA